Molecule: messenger RNA, 1206 nt
Organism: Culex pipiens pallens (northern house mosquito)
Lineage: Eukaryota; Metazoa; Arthropoda; Insecta; Diptera; Culicidae
Product: mitochondrial glutamate carrier 1-like
Exons: 7
Coding region: 22-1056 (344 amino acids)
Biological process (GO): aspartate transmembrane transport; L-glutamate transmembrane transport; malate-aspartate shuttle
Molecular function (GO): L-aspartate transmembrane transporter activity; L-glutamate transmembrane transporter activity
Source: RefSeq, a predicted model, not a curated record
GAGCUGUGUCAGCUGUGUGUAAUGUUGAUUUUUAGUGUAAUCUAUAGCGACUGUCUUAAAAAAACCAUUAGAUCUGAACGAAGCCAGUCUAAAUCAGUCAAAACAAACAAAGAAGGUGGUUUGAACAGGUUUGAACAUUCCAUUUUUAGAAAAAUACACAAUAUAAUGUCGAAAUCGGAAAAUCACAGUCCAAAGCAGUUUGCACUGCUUCCUAAAAUAAUCAACGGUGGCAUUGCGGGUAUUAUCGGUGUAUCUUGCGUGUUUCCGCUAGAUUUGGUUAAAACUCGACUGCAAAAUCAACAGAUCAAAUCAAAUGGAGAAAAAAUGUAUACAUCCAUCAAAGCAGCACCAGUAGGAGAUCGAGCGCGCGUCCACCACCGCCCCGCAUCGAGUGUGGGACAUGUUUUGACCCGGCACACGCUACAUCGCCGGAAGAGACGAGCCGUCAACAUCUCGUCUGGAGGCGGUCCAUCCGCCCACGUGCUGGCCCGGAAAGCCAAGUCCCGGCCCGCGCAACAUCAUCGAAGUCGACCGCGCCCUCUUUAUUUUCAGGCAAAAGAAGCAGGAAACCCCGUUCCUAAAACAUCCGCAACCAAAAUUGCUUUGGAGCUUCUCAAAUCAAAAGGAAUCAUGGGACUUUACAAGGGGAUUGGUGCAACCAUGUUACGUGAUAUAUCAUUUUCGGUAGUUUAUUUCCCGCUAUUUGCCACACUUAACGAUUUUGGACCUAGAAAGAUCGACAGCUCCGGCGAAGCAGUGUUUUGGUGGUCAUUUUUGAGUGGGUGUUCUGCUGGUUCAUUAGCGGCAUUGGCUGUCAAUCCCUUCGAUGUAAUCAAAACAAGACUACAAGCAUUAAAAAAAAUUGAAGGAGAAACGCAAUUCAAUGGUGUGGCUGACUGUAUAAGGAAAACUUUAACGAUGGAAGGUCCGCAGGCAUUUUUCAAAGGUGGGCUUUGUCGCAUGAUCGUUAUUGCUCCAUUAUUUGGGAUUGCUCAAAUGGUUUACUUCUUGGGAGUGGCUGAAACGUUACUUGGAGUGAAGCAGGUGAAAACAUAAAAAGUGUGAGUCGAUUGUUAUCUCUCCACAGCAAAAGAUAUCUCAAUUCUCUUUGUAACAAAUUGUGGAAAAUAUUUGUUAUUUGUAAUGAACCCGUUGUAAUCUGCUGCAUUUACAACUGUCGUAAUAAAUUUCUCAUGGUUAAGUUUU